Messenger RNA from Penicillium vulpinum, 1257 nucleotides. RefSeq lists its product as uncharacterized. Bases 1 to 1257 code for a protein of 418 amino acids. Gene Ontology annotation, molecular function: gamma-glutamylcyclotransferase activity. The transcript has a single exon. Lineage: Eukaryota; Fungi; Ascomycota; Eurotiomycetes; Eurotiales; Aspergillaceae. The record is from RefSeq and is a predicted model, not a curated record.
AUGGCACAGCAUGCGCCACAAACUAGCGACGAGGCGCCAGCUUCUCGAUGCCAGUUCAAUGCAACCCUACCUCUAGACAAGCUUCGAGGCCUUAUCCCCGUUUUCCUUGCUAAGCCUGCGAAUGUCAAACUCGAUAUCGACCCUAUUCCUAGAACGAAUGUUGAACGCCGUCGAGCCUCACGUGUCGCCGUUUCCCUUGAUCAAGAUGAGGCUCUUCCCGAGAAGAUUUCUACACAGCAGGAACACGGGAUUAGUGUAUCAGAAUCAGUCGCCAGAGAUGAGACAGUCCUCUACCUCGCGUACGGGUCAAACUUAGCAUCCAAGACAUUUCGCGGAAUGCGGGGCAUCAAACCGCUCUCGCAGAUCUCUGUGCUUGUCCCCGAACUUCGUCUCACCUUCGAUCUUCCGGGAGUACCAUACCUAGAGCCGUGUUUCGCAGGCACACAAUACAGAGAUUUCUCUCAUCCAGCAUGUGAUGAGAUCGAACCCCAAGAUGACGAGACGGAUAUGUUGGACAGUGAGUAUCUGUCAGAGAAAACAGCGCUCGUGGGUCGGACACGAGAGGUGGAGGUAGUCUCGGAUUGCGACAAGCGUCAAUGGCACAAACCUCUCAUCGGAGUCGUCUAUGAGGUCACACUAGCCGACUAUGCGAAGAUUAUCGCCACAGAGGGCGGUGGUCGUGGAUACCACGACGGUGUGAUCGAUUGUCAUCCCUUCCCUCACUCGUACGACCCAUCCGACCCUGUCCCAGAUUACCCUACCACACCAGCUUUUAAGGCACGUACCCUGCUCUCACCAGCUGCGGACGACGCCCGCAUUAAAUCCCAAUCCCAGAAAGGCCAUGUCGCGCUGCCCAGUGGUCCAAAGCUCUCCUGGUGGUAUACCGCCUUCUUGCAUUGCCGGCCGGACCCUAACUACGCUCAACCCUCUGCCCGCUACCUUGGGUUGCUCAAGACUGGCGCUGCGGAACAUGAUCUACCUGCUUCAUAUCAAGAAUAUCUUGCGCAGAUCAGAACUUAUCAUAUUACAACCACGCGCCAGAAGAUCGGGAAGGUCGUCUUCCUAGCUCUGUGGGCGCCUUCGUUGAUUUCGACUAUGACAUUGUCCAGGAUAUUCGCAGGUCCUGAUGGUCGUAUUCCUCCGUGGCUGGUGGCUCUGUCUAAUAUGGUGUUUUUGAGUGCGUGGGUUAGCUAUGAUUAUUUCUUUGCUCCUCUCUUUGGUGAUGGCGAGCGAGCUUUAGAUGAUACCCGGGCCUGA